This is a messenger RNA of Nicotiana tabacum (common tobacco), 2103 nucleotides long. Its product is annotated as protein SUPPRESSOR OF FRI 4. Lineage: Eukaryota; Viridiplantae; Streptophyta; Magnoliopsida; Solanales; Solanaceae. The record is from RefSeq and is a predicted model, not a curated record. Gene Ontology annotation, cellular component: nucleus. Gene Ontology annotation, molecular function: DNA binding. Gene Ontology annotation, biological process: regulation of DNA-templated transcription.
UAAAGGAAAAGAAAAUUUCAUUAUUAGGAAGUGGCUCCCUCCCCCUCCCGUUUUUUUGAGAAACCCUAAACUCUCUCCCCCUUAACAAAGAGAGAGAGAUAGAAAAACCCUAGCACCGAACUGAUUUCUCGAAAGCUAAUAAAUCGGCAUACGUUGAUUACUUCCGAUUGGCUCCAACUGCAAAAAGGCGGAAGGAAUUUAGGUGUUCCGUUGAGGAAAAAUGGGGAAGAAGAAAAAGAGAGCAUCCGAUAAAGUAUGGUGUUAUUAUUGUGAUAGGGAAUUUGAUGAUGAGAAGAUUUUGGUUCAGCAUCAAAAGGCUAAACACUUCAAAUGCCAUGUUUGCCAUAAGAAGCUUUCCACUGCUGGUGGCAUGGCCAUUCACGUUCUUCAGGUUCACAAAGAGACCGUCAGCAAGGUACCGAAUGCCAAAGCCGGCAGAGAGUCAACAGAUAUUGAAGUAUAUGGAAUGCAAGGAAUCCCACCUGAUGUCUUAGCAGCUCACUAUGGAGAGGAAGAUGAUGAGGCCCCAGCAAAAACUGCCAAAGUGGACAUUCCGUCAUCCCAGUAUGUUGGUGGUGCAAUUCCAGGAUACCCUCCCCGGGCACCUUUUGGUGCAAUGCCACCACUCUAUAAUCCUGCUGUGCCAAUGCCUCCUGCUGGUUGGCCAGUCCCCCCUCGGCCCCAACCUUGGUAUCCACAAUAUCCUGCUGUCUCGGUUCCACCUCCUGCACCAAUGGGUCUGCCGCAACAACCAUUAUUUCCUGUGCAAAAUGUGAGGCCUCCAAUGCCAGCUAUUGCACCACCAACACUUGUCAGUCCUCCAGGCCUCCCUGCAUCUAACUCACCUGUUCCCGUGUCUCAGCCCUUGUUUCCUGUUGUUCCUAAUAACAACAACCUUGCCCAAAGUUCGCCAUUUUCAGUGCCAAUGCUGUCAACAAGUGUGCCAUUGAGCUCUGCAGCUGAUGCAAAGAGCUUAAUUGACCCAAACAUGAGCAACAACACUCCUGCCACCAUUGGUUAUCAGAUUUCAGCCCCAGCACCAGUAAAUUCACAUUCUUAUGCCUCUGGCCCAAAUACCGGUGGGCCCUCAUAUGGUCCACCACCUGUUAUUGCAAACAAAGUUCCAGCUAAUCAACCAGCAACAAAUGAGGUCUAUUUAGUUUGGGAUGAUGAGGCCAUGUCCAUGGAGGAAAGAAGAAUGUCCUUACCAAAGUAUCAGGUGCAUGAUGAGACUAGCCAGGUAAGUUAUAAUUACCUAAUACUUGUAUUCCUUCCUAUGGCUAUGGAUAUGGCCUUAAGUUAUACAUAUGUCCAGAUGGUUGGUGUUAGUUUCAUUUCUCAGAUUCAGUUGUUUACUAUUCUUUCAUAUUCGUAAAGCAAAUUUGUAAGUCUUUCCUUUCUCCUUCAUCUUGUUGAGAAUAGCUAGUACUCUUGCAUGAGUAUCUGAUAAUCCGUUAAUUAUACUGUAUGUUUCAACCCCAUUAAUUGAUGGGCUUCUUUAUCUUCUCUUGGCCAUUCUCCGGUUGGCAAGCAAUCCCAACAGUUUUAUGGUCAUCAAAGAUUCAAGUAUGUAUCUUCAUCAUCUUUUGCUGGUAGUUAAAGUAAUGACAUUUCUGACUACUAUGCUGCCACCCACUCAAGGAAUCUCCAACUAGCAUCACACAAGAAUAAGAACAGCGUGUAUGUGUUAUUCUUGGAAAUUCCUUUUCCUGCUGUAGUUACAUGUUCUCCUUGAGCUUUACUUUGACCUUAAAAUGAGUUGGGUUUGGGUGAGCAAGCAUAGAGGCUACAGAUAUUUGCAAAUUACUUUGAUUAUUUUAUAGAUAUUUAUGGUCGAACAGUGGUUCAAAUUUGGCCCAGGUCAGAUUCUUUUGCCAAAUUCAGAAAAACAGGCUAUGUUUUUGACUCAUACAUCGUCUUAAUAACCUUUGAGUUUCUAUAUUAAACUUUCCUGUCUGUGGUUCCUUCUUUCAGAUGACUUCAAUAGAUGCGGCAAUAGACAGAAGAAUAUCAGAAAGCAGACUUGCAGGGCGCAUGGCUUUUUAAGACCUGGUCAUUUUGCUCUGGUUGGCUGGGUGCUCGUGCAACUGUAGGAAAAUGUUC